Molecule: messenger RNA, 877 nt
Organism: Impatiens glandulifera
Lineage: Eukaryota; Viridiplantae; Streptophyta; Magnoliopsida; Ericales; Balsaminaceae
Product: photosynthetic NDH subunit of subcomplex B 5, chloroplastic
Exons: 5
Coding region: 39-746 (235 amino acids)
Biological process (GO): response to oxidative stress
Cellular component (GO): chloroplast
Source: RefSeq, a predicted model, not a curated record
AGUCAUUCUUGCUUGGUCCAACAACAGUACCAAGAAAAAUGGCAAUACUCUCUACCCUUCCCUUCUCCGUGAAGUACUCAAUCCCGGCGGCGGCGGCGGUGGCCAGAACAAGCUCCGGCGACCAAAAAUCAUCUGGAAAACGGUGUCCGUUGUUGGUUCGGUCGACAGGAAUUAGCAGGAACCCGCCAAUUUGCUUAAGAUUUAGCAGAGUGUCGUCGCCUUAUACUAUUAAGAUUUCAACAACCCAGUUGAAUGCCGCCUUUGCAGAGAUUGAACCAGAUCUCAAUGAAGAUCCAAAGGACCGAUGGGUCACCCCGGGCGUUACCGACGAUGAAUUCAUUCAUGGGAAGUGGGAUGGUCAUCAUACUUAUUUCGAAGGCGAAGAGGAGAAAGUAUCAUUUUGGGGAUCAAUUGCAGAAGACAUUGCAUCUGUUGAUCCCCCCAAAGGCUUAAAAGGUCUCAUCUCAUGGCUGUUUCUCCCGGCAGUUGCAGCUGGGUUGUAUUUCGACGUGCCGGGCGAGUACUUGUACAUUGGAGCGGCUCUGUUUACUCUUGUUUUUUGUAUAACUGAAAUGGACAAACCGAGCGAAGCACACAACUUUGAACCGCAGAUAUAUAACAUGGAAAGAGGAGCUCGUGACAAAUUAAUUUCCGAUUAUAACACAAUGAACAUAUGGGAUUUCAAUCAAAAGUAUGGUGACCUCUGGGAUUUCACUGUCAAGAGGGAUGAUAUUAUCAAGAAUUAAUUAUUUAUUUAUGUGAUAAAUAGGAAGAAUUACUCAUGUCAUCUUCACUGUAUUAUUAUAUAUUUAUAUAUGAUGUUAUGCAGACUAAUUGCUAUAAGAAUUUUAAGAAAGAAGAUCUUAUUUACAUAUUA